Gasterosteus aculeatus aculeatus (three-spined stickleback) is the source of this 5641-nucleotide messenger RNA. Lineage: Eukaryota; Metazoa; Chordata; Actinopteri; Perciformes; Gasterosteidae. The record is from RefSeq and is a predicted model, not a curated record.
GUGUGGGGGGGGAGAGAGAUAUGUCACAGCAGCCCAGAGCGCCGGCGGUCCGCAGAGACGAGAGGUCCCCGAAUCAAGUAGAGAAAAAAAAGAAAAAACGCUGACGCACGAUCUGAGAUUAAAAACUCGCAGGUGUCGAGCCGAGGACGGGAGGACGGAAGGACCCCCCCCUCCCCUCCCUCUCUAUCUCCCCCCCCGACGCAAAAGAGAAGACAAGAGCCGCGAGGACUGAAAAAAGAAGAAGAAGAACUAGUCGGGGUGGGACGGGAUAAUCCAGGAAGUGUGGUGGCCGGUCAGGUGGGAGGCGACGAGUUCGAGCAGGUGACACACCGGCGCUCAGUGUGUUUUUCUUAUUUGUUGCAGGAGGUGCUGCAGCCGCUGUGUGAUUUGUUCUUGUCGGCCAGGUGAGAGAGAGAGAGAGAGAGAGUGUCCAGGGUCGGCGGGUACAUUUCUGGAGGCUCGUCUGCUAAUUAUAGCCGAGAACACCGGCUGACAUCCAAAACCCAACCUGCUCUCACGCACGUUACCUGCCUCCUCUGCGCCGCUUCACGGGCACGCGGUGGAUCUGUUGGUUCCUUUAGCCUCUGGCACCCAAUGAUCUCCCUCCCGGUGGGUCUGUUAAUCACCUCCCCCGCCCCCCUCUGGUGGCGCACCCAGUGUUUUAUUCUAAUCCCGUGACUGUUACAGUAGGAUGUGUGUGUGUGUUUGUGUGUGUGUGCGUGUGCGUUGGCUUGAGGUUUCUGAGGGUGUGGGAGAGCUGUCAUGCGAGUGGGCUCGUGGGUGAUUACAGAGGCAGAUAUGUCGGCUGGCUCGCCCCUCUGACAGACCGGCCCGACAGGCCCGACCGGUCUCUGGGUUUUGUUUCUCCCCGUCUUGGGCCGCACUCCGUUUGGUUGAAUCUGCAACCGUGCAUGCAGGUAACGCUAGUUGAUGCCUUCUUGCUCUCUACUCUCAAAGCGUUGGAGCUUCUUCUUUUUGGGGGGCCUCAGAAGGGGGGGGGGCACCGUCGUCCAUGCGGCCUGAGCUGGCGAACCAAGAGGAGACCAGUUUCAGAGAUUGGUUUCCUUGUGUGUGUGCGUGCGCGCCAUGAUGCGUGCGUCUUGUAGCUGAAAUCUCUGGUCUCCACGCGUGAAGCUGCACGGCCGUGUGUUCAGUCUGAAUCUGCCCUGGAGAGGAGCGCUCCACCUCGUUGCCACAACGUUUUGAAAAUAUUUGUGUGUAUGACCUCUGCUGACCUUCAAGCGAAGGACCGAAGAGGAGGGGGACGAGCGAGAGGGAGAAGGAGUCAGGCACCAAUCUUCUCCUGGGUUUAUGGACCUGAGGUGGCAAUGUCUCCAGGAGAGGACGGUCUGAUUGGGAUCCCCUUCCCGGAGCACAGCAAUGAGCUCUUGUCCCACCUAAAUGACCAGAGGCGGACGGGCCUCCUCUGCGACCUCACCCUGACGUCCCGCGGGCAGCACUACCUGACUCACCGCUCCGUCAUGGCCGCCGUCAGCGUCUACUUCCGCGGGCUGUUCGCGGGGGAGGAGGGCGGCUGCGAGGGCGGCGGAGGCUUCAGCGUGUGCCAGCUGGACUGCGUGGCGCCCGCCGCGCUGAAAGCCCUGCUGGAGUUUGCCUACACCGCCACUCUGACCAUCCCCAGCUCCGCGAUGAGAGACGUGCUGCGAGGGGCGCAGCUUCUGGGCAUCAAGUGUGUGGCCGACGCGUGCAAGGACAUCCUGGGGGAGACGGGGGAGACGGCCGAAGAGCAGCGGGGCCACAACGCAGCCACCGAGCGGACGGCGGUGGGGGGAGAGAGGGUGGCCGAGAGGGGCUCCCGAAGGAAGAUGGACAAAAAGAAGAUGAGGAAAGUCUCCUCGCAUCACGUCGACCCCUCGGUUUUCAACCCGCCGCCUGCUUCUCCCGCCUCGCACCCUCCCCCUUCACCCGAGAGCCUGCGCUCCCUGCCGCCCACCCGGCCUCCCAGCCCCGAGCAGGAGGAGCUCCGCGUCACACCCCAUCAGAACGGAGACCCCAGGGGGGUCAGGAAGCCGGGGAAAAGGGCCAAGCUAAACGGGGGGCUCCUCCACUGGCUGCACGAGCGCCCCCGCGGCGCCCCCCGCCCGCCCGCGGCCCCGCCCUCGAUCGACAAGCUGUCGGAGGACGAGGACACGGAGGGUUUCGUGGACGACGGCGCGCUGAUGGAGAGCCCCCCGGUACCCUCUGCGGCCGACGAAGGAGGAGCCGCGGCCUCGGCGGCAGGAGGCGGGAGGAAGAGGAAGUCCCAGACGCCCCAGCAGUGCCCCGUCUGUCAGAAGAUCAUCCACGGAGCGGGAAAACUGCCCCGACACAUGAGGACGCACACCGGGGAGAAGCCCUUCCAGUGCUCUGCCUGUGGAGUUCGUUUCACGCGGAAUGACAAGUUGAAGAUCCACAUGAGGAAACACACAGGCGAGCGUCCUUACCCCUGCCCCCACUGCCCCGCUCGGUUCCUCCACUCGUACGACCUGAAGAACCACCUGUCCCUCCACAGCGGGGCGAGGCCCUUCGAGUGCCCGCUCUGCCACAAGGCCUUCGCCCGAGAGGACCACCUCCAGCGCCACCGCAAGGGACACAGCUGCCUGGAGCUGCGCACGCGCCGCCCCAGGCGGGGGGCCGAGCUCGGGGAGGACGAGCGAGGCGACGAAAGCGGGAGGGAGCAGCCCGACCCUCUGGAGGCCUCGUCCUUACAGGCGCACUCCUCUGCGUUCUUCCCUCACGCGGCGCUGGACGUGGGGAGUGGAUCACGCGUCGGCCCCCGGCUUAUGUUUUCGGGCGACCUGGAGAGGGAGCGAUCCUUCGCCCUGCAGGCCUUGGCCCAGCUCGGGCCUCACAGGCUGGCCGGCUACCCCGAGCUCUUCCUGCGAGAUCUGGAGCUGCGGGGCGGCCGGGAGGAGGACGGAGAAGAUCCAGGCGGAGCCGCGCAGCGUGACCGAUGGGCUGAGGAAGGGGAAGAAGAAAUUGGAGUGGAAGAAGAGGAAUAGAAAAUGUGUGUGUGUGUGUGUGUGUGUGAGCGUGUGUGUGUGUGUGUGUGUGUGUUUUGAGAGUCCACAGUAAAAAAACAUCUCACUCAGGUGGCGGGACCGAGGACCUGCUGCUCCCACAUAGAGCGCUUACAAAAAUAAAUACAGCUAAAUGAUAUUAAAAGGAAAAAAAUGGAAAACGGGUUUUCUUAGAUAUUUUAAAUGUUUGUCUUGUGGCUCUUUGCGUUUUUAUUUGAUUCUGUCCUUUUAGAUUUGUUUUCUCGUUUGUUGUCUCAUUUGAUGUAUUUCAGUUUUGAGCUGUUUGGUUUGAUUUUUUUUCUAGCUGGUUGGGCGUGUGCGGUAACUGGGAUGCUUUUCACUAUGCAAACUAAAAUUUAGACCUGCAUCAUGCAGGGGAUUUUUGAAGAUGUCAGAUUGUAGUUACAACAUAAAUGUAUUGAUUCAGGUGCAAUUCAGAAGUCGUAUAACUUAGAUCCCAACAGUGAGUUUGCGCGCCUGCUGCCCUCUGGUGGUUAUCGGUGGAAACGCAGUGUAGUCAAACUCAUUCUGUGCGUUCAAAGCAAUAAUGUUCGUUGUGUCUUUUCUUCUUAGUGGUAAAUCUCUGCUUUGAUUUGGUGCUUGAACCAAAGAAUUUUAGUUGAACUGUUUUCUUAAGGUUAAGUUCACAGGAGAAAAGAGAGGCGACUGGUAGCCAAUGUUUGGUUUGAAUAGGAGAUUCUUCCCGACGGUUUUGAUAGCCAUGAGAAAGAGUCUGCUUCCAUGUGUGAGUGUUUCUGAGCCUCUGUGUUAAACGCCUGACCAAAAGUGACAAAGUCCGGGUCAAUGAGUUGUUGAUUGUGUUGAGGACAAUUUAUUCUUUUCACCAAAGGCUGUGGAUGUCAGUCUUCCAAUGCGCUCAUUCGGUUUCUUGUUUGAAAAGAAAGAAAAAUAGAAAAAGGGGCAAAAAGGUGAGGGGCUGAAUGAGAUGCCACCCCUCCCUUUUCUGUACUUAUUUAUUUAUUGUUAUUUAUUAUGGUUCUUCUGCUGAAACUCUUUCGUGAGACCAAAUCCAAGGAGGGGAGACAGAUCUUAAUAAAAAAAACUGCAUUGCGCUAAAGGUUCUGACUCCACAUCUCCCCGUAACUUACCGCCUUUUUUAUGGGCCUCUUGUCGUCUUUUGCCGAUUCUUCCUCGAAUGCAUUCUUUGCACAUUAAACGCUGUCAGGUACUGCAAUAAUAAAGGCACAUUCCAUCCGGGGUAAAGAGAAGGGAAUUGAGCAAGGAAAAAGUCUGAGGGUUUAUAACCUUUUGAUGUAACUGGAACACACAUUUUCGGUGCGCUUUUCUUUUGUUAAUUUAACAUGUUUAGUACUGUAUCGCAUGUUAACGUGGCAGUUCUCAUAGAGCGGCCACCGCCGUGUCUAACGGGGCCAUCAUCCUUUUGAGGUAAAUCUAUCUUUGACCAAAAACUCGUUUUAGUUUCGUCGUGCUUUCCCAAGACCAGUACGUGAAGGCCUUUCGCAGGGCGUGAUGCAAUCAUCAACGGCUUUAAACAACGGCAGUUGUCUUUUAAUUCCCCAUUCGUUUGAAACCCAUGCAGUCAGGACGUGCUCGAGCAGUCACGCUGGUCUGGCCUUGUGUGCUUCUUGUUGUGUAUCUUCUUUUUUAUUUUUUAUUUGUAGUUUGAUUGCACGAUGAGAUUUGAGAGCUCCGAGCCAUUUUGUCUGACCUCUGACCUUCCAUAUCUAAUCCAUUAACUCACUCGAUAACGUUUAAGAUUGUGAUAGAGAUUCUUCUUAAAACCUGCAUACAUUGAAUACUCUUCCUCCUGCAUAAUAGUACAGAAUUAUUAGUCAAUAUAAUAUAUAUUGGGAUGAAGUUGCCUUAGACUUUCUUUUUUGUGUGUGCUGCAACUACUCUCAGGAAAUCUUGAGCAAUGCACUAAGUGAUUUAUACAAAAAAUGUAAACGGGAAGCAAGUGUUUGGUGCUGUCGGGUGAUUGGCGCUCUUCAUGCGAGAGUAAGGCCGGUAGUUUAAAUAUCUGAAUUGGAAAUGGUUUAUAUAUUAAUAUAUAGUGUUUGCACAUCCAAGAAAUUUGACUUUGACAAUAAACUAGGUAAAAUAGUAAAAAUUACAUCAAUAAUAUGAAAAUGUUCAAAUAUGAAAAACAAAGUUAUAACUAAGUUGAAAUAUGUCUCAAAGUUUCUGUGAUUCUUGUAUUUGCACAUGAAUGAAAAAUUAGCGAUUUUUUUAGAUCUGAUACGGUUUAACCGUUGAGAACCAAAUGAAUUAACCCUAUCUAGGGAAAUAAUGGGCCUGUCCUUAAACUACUGGUCUUACUGGAACCAGUCCUGCUGGAUUGGCAGUGUGACGCUCGCUCUUCUCGCUCAUGAAGGGCGUUUGUGCUCCUGGUCGGAGCUUUGUGGAUGAAUGAGGGUUAGCGGAUGCCAGCUGUGAAGUUUGUGUUUCUAUGUGAGCGGUUUGUUUUCUUGGCUUUGGUGACGGGGUGCGGGGUCCAGUCUGCGUAGAGACCCCACUUUCAGGGAUACAUAAUUGUCUUUCCGUUUUUAGUGGAACCUUCUCAGAGAUAUGAAUUCAUUUUCACAUCAUUUGUUUUCAGUUAAUGUAAAGAAAAUAAAUAAACAUAUCUAAGCUUGAUA